Messenger RNA from Camelus dromedarius (Arabian camel), 5434 nucleotides. It is a transcript of the gene LPIN1, whose product is annotated as lipin 1. Gene Ontology annotation, cellular component: nucleus; mitochondrial outer membrane. Bases 89 to 3028 code for a protein of 979 amino acids. Gene Ontology annotation, molecular function: phosphatidate phosphatase activity; transcription coactivator activity. Gene Ontology annotation, biological process: fatty acid catabolic process; positive regulation of transcription by RNA polymerase II; cellular response to insulin stimulus. The transcript has 22 exons. Lineage: Eukaryota; Metazoa; Chordata; Mammalia; Artiodactyla; Camelidae. The record is from RefSeq and is a predicted model, not a curated record.
CCCAGCGCCGGUGAGGGUGAAAUUAACCGCUGUAGGACCCUGCUCUCCCAGCGCCAGGGAGGAGGCGGCCGGCAUCCCUUGGCUGGCUAUGGAGGAACAGGACCAUGCCUGUGGCUCCACCUGGGAACCCCCACAGGACAAGAGCCGCCCGGACUCACCUUGGUCAUGGAUUCCAAUGAUGAGAGACCCUGGAUGGAUUCGAAAUGUAUGGUCUUCAAACAUUAAUGCCCAAACCAUGAAUUACGUGGGGCAGCUGGCAGGCCAGGUGUUUGUCACUGUGAAGGAGCUCUACAAGGGGCUGAACCCCGCCACCCUGUCCGGAUGCAUCGACAUCAUCGUGGUCCGCCAGCCCAACGGGAGCCUGCAGUGCUCCCCCUUCCACGUCCGCUUUGGGAAAAUGGGGGUCCUGCGCUCCCGGGAGAAAGUGGUUGACAUUGAAAUCAACGGGGAACCUGUGGAUUUGCACAUGAAAUUGGGAGAUAACGGAGAGGCGUUUUUUGUUCAAGAGACUGAUAAUGAUCAGGAGGUGAUCCCCAUGCACCUGGCCACCUCCCCGAUCCUGUCGGAAGGAGCCUCGCGGAUGGAGUCCCAGCUGAAGAGGAACUCUGUAGAUCGGAUGAGAGGCCUGGACCCCAACACCUCAGCCCAGGUCUUGGCUCCCAGUGAGACCACCUCAAGUGGCUCUUUAGGGAAGAAGAGGAGGAAGAGGAGGAGGAAGUCCCAGCUGGACAGCAUGAAAAGGGAUGACAACGCCAACACGUCCGAGGACGAAGACAUGUUUCCCAUCGAGAUGAGCUCGGACGAGGAGGCCGAGCCGCUGGACAGCAGUAGAACUCUUUCUAAUGAUAUACCUCCAUUCCAAGAAGACGUUCCUAAGGAAAACCUUUCCCCAGUCCUGACCUACCCUCAGUCAGCAUCAUACCCUAAUUCCGACAGAGAGUGGUCACCCAGCGCCAGUAGCCCGGUAGAUUGCAGGAGGCCCCCCCCUCAUCUUGCGGUUGUGGCCGAGGGGGGCCUGUCUAGCUCCUGCCCCCCGCAGUCGUCCCACUUCCACGCUUCGGAAAGUCCUUCAGUUUCCCGGCCUUCAACACCUAAAAGUGACUCAGAAUUGGUCAGUAAGUCUGUGGACAGGACAGCGCAGAAGAGUAACUUAGAGAUGCUCUGGCUUUGGGGAGAACUGCCACAAGCCGCAAAGUCAUCUCCACACAAGAUGAAAGAGUGCAGCCCACUGAACAGCAGAAAAAUCUGUGAUAAGAUGCACUUUCAAGCCAUUCACAGUGAGUCUUCAGAUGCCUUUAGUGACCAGUCACCGACACUGGCCGGGGGACCUCCCACGCAGCCACCGUUAGAGCAUAGCAAGCCGCAGACAGAGAUGCAGUUUGUGAACGAAGAGGACAUUGAGGCCCUGGGAGCAGCAGCCCCACCUGUGCCCACGAUCGAAGAACCCAAACCCCUCUCUGCCAGUGCCGCCCCGGCCGCCAGCAAGGUGGACUCGCCUUCGAGGAAGAAGGACAAACGAAGCAGACACCUUGGUGCUGAUGGCGUCUACUUGGAUGACCUCACAGACAUGGAUCCUGAAGUCGCUGCCCUGUAUUUUCCCAAAAACGGAGAUCCUUCAGGGCUCACAAAACACACCAGCGACAACGGAGCCCGGUCAGCCAACCAGUCCCCGCAGUCCGUGGGCAGCUCAGGCAUCGACAGUGGCGUGGAGAGCACCUCGGACGGCCUGCGGGACCUGCCGUCCAUCGCCAUCUCCCUGUGCGGGGGCCUCAGCGACAACAGGGAGAUCACCAAAGACGCAUUUCUGGAACAAGCUGUAUCAUAUCAACAGUUUGUGGACAACCCAGCCCUCAUCGAUGACCCCAAUCUCGUGGUGAAGAUCGGAAAUAAGUACUACAACUGGACCACAGCAGCGCCUCUGCUCCUGGCGAUGCAGGCCUUCCAGAAACCUUUGCCAAAGGCCACGGUGGAAUCUAUCAUGAGGGAUAAGAUGCCCAGGAAGGGAGGAAGAUGGUGGUUUUCGUGGCGGGGAAGAAACACCACAAUCAAAGAGGAGAGUAAGCCAGAGCAGUGUUUGGCGGGAAAGAGCCACAGUACUGGGGAGCAGCCGCCGCAGCUCGGCAUGGCCACCAGAAUCAAGCAUGAAUCAUCGUCCAGUGAUGAAGAGCACGCAGCUGCCAAGCCAUCAAGCACGAGCCACCUCCCUCUCUUGUCCAGCGUCAGCUACAAGAAGACCCUGCGGCUCACUUCCGAGCAGCUGAAAAGCCUGAAAUUGAAGAACGGCCCCAACGACGUGGUCUUCAGCGUCACCACGCAGUACCAAGGCACGUGCCGCUGCGAGGGCACCAUCUACCUGUGGAACUGGGACGACAAGGUCAUCAUUUCUGACAUUGAUGGAACCAUCACCAGAUCAGAUACUCUUGGCCACAUUCUGCCCACCCUCGGGAAGGACUGGACGCACCAGGGCAUUGCCAAGCUGUACCACAAAGUGAGCCAAAACGGGUAUAAGUUUCUCUACUGCUCAGCACGGGCCAUUGGGAUGGCGGACAUGACGAGGGGCUACCUGCACUGGGUCAACGAGCGGGGCACGGUGCUGCCGCAGGGACCGCUGCUCCUGAGCCCCAGCAGCCUCUUCUCCGCCCUGCACAGAGAAGUGAUUGAAAAGAAGCCAGAAAAGUUCAAAGUCCAGUGUUUGACCGACAUCAAAAACCUGUUUUUCCCAAACACAGAACCCUUCUACGCCGCUUUUGGAAACCGACCGGCUGAUGUGUAUUCGUACAAGCAAGUAGGAGUGUCUUUGAACAGAAUAUUUACCGUCAAUCCCAAAGGAGAACUCGUACAAGAACACGCGAAGACCAACAUCUCCUCGUACGUGAGACUGUGCGAAGUGGUCGACCAUGUUUUCCCGUUAUUGAAAAGAAGCCAUUCGUCCGACUUCCCCUGCUCAGACACUUUCAGUAAUUUCACCUUUUGGAGAGAGCCACCACCACCUUUUGAAAACCAGGACAUUAAUUCGGCCUCAGCAUAAAGUGUUCCAAGCAAUCUCUCGAAGCCCUGCGAGGACCAGGUGCCCACAUUAAAGGAUAGGUUUUGGGACGUGCAGUCAUUUGCUUAAGAGCAGAAAGAAUGGGGAGCCCUUCUCCCCCAUCCCCCUCGCCGGGGUGGGCAUUUCUAAGUGACACACAGAGGGGGCCUUCGUAGGCGAGGGGUCAGGUGCAUUCCUGGUGUGGAAGCCACACCUCGUGGUGGCUUCAAGCCCACUGCAGCACCGCCCUCCCCAGCCCGCUCCAGUCCGGUAGUGGCUGGUGUGCACUGUGAGCUGUGACACUAAGCAGAGCUGGCUGCCGGGGUCCCCCAGAUGAUGGGAUCCGCUCAGGGGUGCCAGGUGUGCACGGCUUUCAGCGGAGUCGGGGCUCAAAUGCACAUGGCGGCCUGUGCCACCUCGGCAUGCAUGACGGGAGGGCUGGCUGGGCAGGGUCCUGUGACCUGAAUCUGACGUGUCAGGAGGGACUCCAGACCUCACCGCUCUGGGCCUUGACCUCGUGGACGUUCCCAUGCAGUAUUUGCCGACCAGUCUAAUGUUUAGGUGGUAAGUUCCUUAAUUUCCUUUGGUUAAAGAUAACCUAUGUAACCGGCAUAUUUUCCCUCAUUUUUCUGUGGCUGAAAGCUGGAAUAUAUAUGCCUUAAUGCAUCUGUGGCAGACGUUUUAUUUAGACUGUGCUUUGUCCAACCCCCUCGUAACUUUGUGAUGCCUUAAGUUCAGAUUAUAGGAAAUAUUACUAAGGCAGUAUCUCGAGUCAGUCCAACACUCGGCCAGCAGUCUGUCCAGCAAGGUGGUGCUGAAACUGUGGACGUGAACAGAGCUUGUGCCAAAUGGUGAUGAUGUCAGCUUCUGUUGGGAGCUCUCAACUGAAACUGGUUGGUUUUAAGAAAGUAGUUUGAAGAAGUUAAAUUAUAUUCUCUGUAGAUAGUAUUAUUUAUUUCUUUAUUCUGAUUGGGUUACUGUUAUAAGCCUUUUAUCUAUAGUCUUUCUAUUACAACUGCCAUUAAUACAUUAAAAAGAUCUACCUGUUAGACCAUCCAAAGAGCCUUAUUCUGUAAUUCUCACAACACUGACUUUCUUUGGGAAUUUAUGAGUAAUGCAUUACUUAGCUUUUCCCACUCAAAUUAAGGGCAAGUGGAUAAGUAGCAACUCAAAUGACUUGCUUUAAGCCAGUAGAAGAUGAUUCUGUUACAUGUUUAUUACAUUGGCUGGCGGAGAGAAUGAUUUGAAAACUGAAAGAAUUAUUUUGGUAAAAGAUUUUGCUUUACUUCUCAAAGUGUUAUUUUUUUAAAGAGCGCUCUCCUCCAAUGACUGAAAUGCUCUCCUAUUUAAAUCGCAUGGUUAGAGUCAUAGGAGGCAAACAACGGAACAGUUGAAUACAAUUUUACUCUUUCUGUGAAAGAAAAUCCGGAGGGGUCGCCUUCUUUGUGGUCGGCGGGCUCUGCUGGCCGUGGACGCCUUCGUCAAGUGGUCUGCGUGGCCUUGCAGAGAAACGCAGACAUCCGGUGUAGCUGACCGUGGACUUGCGUAGAAGCAGGAGGAUGCAUGUGCAGACGCCCUUUUGGAGGCAUUAAAAAUACUUUAAAGUAGUCCCACCUUAACUGCUCCACGCUUGCUCUUUAGUGACCUUCGUUCCUUCUGUCACAAGGGUGUCCUGGGGUGAAUUGUCACUGCUGUGAGCUCACAGGCCUGCAGCGGCCAGCAGUUUCUCCCUUGCACUGGGAGGAAUUUGGCUGCCAGAGUGGGUGGCGUGUCCCUCAUGGCGUUUGCCCUCCGUGAGGACGACCAGCGCAGUCCUCUCUCGUGAAGGAGUGCAACCUUGGACCCCUAAUUUUGAUGUCCCUUAGGCUUCCAUGCCACCACCCUCUGAAACAGAGCAUGCCUUCCAGAAAGUAGCACUCCAGGAUCUGUGUCAGGUUCAGAGUGUGACCCCUGGAGAGGCUGUAACAUUCACUCCUGCCUCGUGGCUUCAGGAAACGAGAGUUGUGCAUGGGCAGCACAGACGCGAAUUUGGUUUAUCUUGUUCAAACAGCCAUCACUCGGUGACCCUGCAGCCACACACCAGAGUGCUGUGUUCGGACCACACAUUUCAGAGUCGCCCUGUGGACAUGAAUCACUCCAUAGUGACAAGUCAUCAAAUGUUCAUCACGUGUGAUCAAGAAAAAUGUAUGCCUGGUCUUUUGGCUGGAGAAAAUGAUUACACCUUCAAAGAGAAUUCCCUUUUCAAUUUUAGGUUUGGAUCGCCACUUUAUAUUUUAUUUACAACACUUGGUCUGUAUUUGUACAUGCUGGUACAAUGAUAAAAAUCACUGUAAUACUUUUUGUGUUGUGCUGGAUGCAAAGCUAGAAAAUAUUGUAAUAAAUGAGACCAACGAAAGACUUCCCUGAAAA